Solanum dulcamara is the source of this 1169-nucleotide messenger RNA. RefSeq names its product probable WRKY transcription factor 40. Gene Ontology annotation, molecular function: sequence-specific DNA binding; DNA-binding transcription factor activity. The record is from RefSeq and is a predicted model, not a curated record. NCBI's taxonomy places the organism in Eukaryota, Viridiplantae, Streptophyta, Magnoliopsida, Solanales, Solanaceae. Gene Ontology annotation, biological process: regulation of DNA-templated transcription. Bases 133 to 891 code for a protein of 252 amino acids. The transcript has 4 exons.
UUCACUUUGUCCUUUAUAAAUACCACCUUACCCAAUCCUUCUCUUCAUUCCUUUCAUAAAAAAAAUGAUCACUUCUUUAAAACAAAAAUAUAAGAGAGAAGAAAAUUAAAAUUAGACUCCAUAGACACAAGUAUGGGAAACAAGACUUUUUCUAUUGACCUUAACACAAACCCCUUGUUGCACAACAUCAAUAGAAGUCUGAUACCGCAUGAGACGUUGGAUGAAGAAUUGAUUAGGAUAAGAGAGGAGAACAAGAAACUAGCAACAAUGCUAACAACUUUGUGUGAGAACUACAAUUCUUUGCAAACUCAUAUAAUUGAGUUGCAACAAAAAUACUCCACUCAUAAUGAAGAGGACAAUUCCAAAUUGUUAUUGUCAAGGAAAAGAAAGGCUGAAGAAGAGUGUUGUGUGAAUAAUUUUGAAGAAGCAUCACCAAAGAGGCCAAGGGAAAUCACAACCAAUAUUUCAACUGUUUGUGUUAAAACUAAUCCCUCCGAUCAAACCUCAGUGGUGAAAGAUGGAUAUAACUGGAGAAAAUAUGGUCAAAAAGUGACUAGAGAUAACCCUUCUCCAAGAGCAUACUAUAAGUGUUCAUUUGCACCAACAUGCCCAGUCAAGAAAAAGGUACAAAGAAGUGUUAAAGAUCCAUCAAUUUUAGUAGCUACAUAUGAGGGAGAGCACAACCAUCCUCAACCAUCCCAAGCUGAAAUAAAGAUGCCAUUAGUUAACCAAGAUGUUAUAACAGAUCCAAAAAUUUUGAACAAAUUCAUGGAAGACAUCAACACAAAUUCACUGCAGCAACAUUUAGUCGAAAAAAUGGCGUCUUCCUUAUCCAAGAAUCCUAGUUUCGCAGCUACAGUUGCUACAGCCAUCUCAGGAUUACUUUUUUGAAUAUGAUUUAGCUUUCAAAUGAUGCAAAAAUUACAGUUACUCAAAUGGUUUAUGUUGAGAGGAUAAAAUGGUCAUUGUACUAUUGGAGGUUAAUUAGUUAGUAAAUAAAUUAACAUACUAGUUGUAGUUUUUAGUUAGCUGUUGAGAUUUAGUUACAUACUGUAUUCAUGUAUAGAAAAAUCACGCGGUAUGUACUUUGUUUUUGCUCUCUUGGUAUUUCUUUUGUAAGUUAAUUUUAAGAAUUUAACUUGGUAUGAGAGUCAAUCUUCUUGAUUUAA